Molecule: messenger RNA, 2266 nt
Organism: Aquila chrysaetos chrysaetos
Lineage: Eukaryota; Metazoa; Chordata; Aves; Accipitriformes; Accipitridae
Gene: FBXO36
Product: F-box protein 36
Exons: 5
Coding region: 325-969 (214 amino acids)
Molecular function (GO): protein binding
Source: RefSeq, a predicted model, not a curated record
CCCCACGCAGCCCCCGCUGCGGCCGUGUGCGCGCCCCGCUCCUUGCGCUCGGCGGGGUCGGCGGCCGGCGGCCGGUAUCCCUCCGCCGGGGUCGUCACCCCUGGGUCCGCGCGAGUGUCUCCCCUCGGGGGAGGGCGGGGGGCGCGGGAGGGAGGUGGAGCCGGCGGGGGAGCGGGGCUCUGCCGGCGGCGGGGGCGAAGACCCUGCCCGGCCACCGCGUUACUGCCGGCCCGGCUCCUUUAAGAGGGGGCUGGGCUCCCGGUGACCCCGCGUGAUGUCCGCCUCUUCCUGGUUGCCAUAGACACCGCCUGCCAGCGUCCCAAAAUGGCGUCGCUGCUGCGGGAGGAGGUGUUCGAGACGCGCGGGCAGGCCCCGGCCCCCAGCAAGGACUUCUGCCAGCUGCUCGUCACCCGGCGGGAGGUAGUACGUCCCUUAUCCCUGUUGCUCUCUGUCUUGGGAAACCUCAGGAGUAAUUCUGCUUUUGUGUUACCAAAGGUAAUUUUCAGGUGGUGGAAAAUUUCGCUUAGGAAUAAAUUUCAUGAAUCAAGACCUGGGGAAAUUAAAGAAUCCCAGGAGGAUUUCUUGGAUGAUUCAUCUCUUCAUAUUCAGAUUGCUAUAGUGUUUGGUGCCAAGGUUCUGGAACAUGUCCUCAAUCUGUGCCGAGGUAACUAUGACUUCCUGGAAUGGCUUCCUGUCCCAUUGCUCCUGUACAUCAUUUCCUUUCUGGAGCUUGAAGAUAUUGCCAGGCUUUCUCAAGUUUCACGCAGAUUUGAAAUGAUAUGUAACAGUAAUGCACUAUGGGAAAAUAUUGUGGAGAACUUGUGUGACACAAUUACACCAGAAAUGAAAGAACUUGCACAGGAAAUGGGCUGGAAACAAUUCUUCUUCACAAACAGACUUCAGCUACAGCUGCAGCUCCGAAGGAGGAGGCAGAAACAAGAUGCUCAGAACAAAAAAGUAACUGAAUAAAGAUGCAUUUUUCAUUGAAGCAGUUGUUCUAAGGUGUGCAUUUGGUGUUUAUCAGGUUGGACAUACUGACUUCUUUACUAGGGAAAGCAGAUUAUUUUAAGGAUUGAAAGAGGAAAAACAAAGUAUGUCUUACUAGGAGCAACAUAUAAAUAAUACAUUUAGUAUGUUGAGCAUCCUGAAAUUGUAUUAUAGUCAGCAUCAUAACAGUUACUAGCAAUAGAAAAGGUUGUGGCUUCUUUGUACUUCUUCGUUCUGACUUCUCUAUUUUGUAUAUAUGCUGUACACGAUCCAUGUUUUAUAUCAGAUGCUAUGGCAUUGUCAUUAUUGCCUUUAUAAAAAACCAUCUAUCAUUUCUUAAUACAAAAAUUGCUGAUGAAUGCUGAGGUUUUUACUGUCCAUCAUGAUAAAUCUGCAAUGUUUAUAUGCAAAUAACAUGUAGCUGGUUCCAGAGUUUGAUGUGUGUUAAAAUGUUUUUAAAUUAAUUAUCUAAACUUCAAGCAAAUAAUAAUUUUGCCACCAAGAAGAAACUUCUUUGGUGACUGAGGGUAUAGAUCAAACGAUCAUCCUCACCUUGGACAAUCCAUCAAAAUCACAUUUGAGGCACUCUGCUAGAAUGGUAUAUGGGCAAAAUUUUUCCUUGGUUGUUGCUGAUGCAGGAACCUUUGAAAGUUAUUGACUUCCAUUGUUCAAGUUGCAUAUGUGAUAAGAUACAUUAGCUAUAUUACAAGACUGUAACAAUGGUUACUUAAGAGUGUUGUAAGAUGAAGGCAGUUGUUACUUAUAUGACUGACUUACUCCAACAAUUAGCUUCAGUAAUUAAGAGGCCAAAUAUUACUACUCUGAAAGUACAUGUUGAUUAAUAUAUCGUUUGUCAUUGACUAGACUUAAGACCUGAGUAUUAAAAACAGCGAUUGCAGUAUUUGGAUAUAAUAGUGAAAAAUUUGAAGAGUGUAUUAGGUUUACAAUUUUUUAACAUGUCAAGCUUGAAUUUUAUAAAUUGAUUGAAAACUAUGAAUACAGGGUUCUUAUAUCAUUGUUUCUUUAUAAAGCAGUAUUUUAAUUCUUAAAAGAUAUUUGCUAAUUUAGAUUAAGAGUAUUUUGUUCUACAACUAUAUACCAAUAUUCUUGAAGCAUUUGGUGAUUGUAGAUCUUUAGGUAGAAGAAACACUUAAGUAUAUUCUUUCCUCUUUGUGACUAUUUCCUGUUAGGAGAAUGACAAAUACAAAUUUCAUGAUGUGUAUAAAAUACUGUAUUCAUAAAAUUUCCAUUCUGUGUAAUAAAACACUAUGAAAUGUGA